This is a messenger RNA of Cynoglossus semilaevis (tongue sole), 12235 nucleotides long. It is a transcript of the gene lrp2b, whose product is annotated as low density lipoprotein receptor-related protein 2b. Gene Ontology annotation, molecular function: protein binding; hormone binding; calcium ion binding. The coding region runs from base 130 to 11988 and encodes 3952 amino acids. Gene Ontology annotation, biological process: receptor-mediated endocytosis. Gene Ontology annotation, cellular component: signaling receptor complex; plasma membrane; apical plasma membrane. NCBI's taxonomy places the organism in Eukaryota, Metazoa, Chordata, Actinopteri, Pleuronectiformes, Cynoglossidae. The record is from RefSeq and is a predicted model, not a curated record. The transcript is spliced from 66 exons.
UUGCAGAUUUUUGUUUCAUGCACCAGUACUAGGUCAAACGUGUUUUGGCAAAAAAUGAGUGAAACCCAUGUGGCUGGAGAGCUUCAUUCCUUUAUAAAACAUUGAUGCUGUUAACACUGCCAUGGGAAAAUGUCUCAGCUCUUUAACAUCCGUCUUGUUUUAACAGUGAUGAACCCUUGUGGCAGACACAACGGUGGCUGUCACCACAUUUGUGUUUUAAGUCACCGCACCGACAAUGAUGGCCUCGGAUUCCGCUGCAAGUGUCGCCAUGGUUAUGACCUAAACACUGAUCUUCGCACUUGUUUCAAGCUAAAGAGUUACUUGCUGUUGGCCACCAGUCUUGCGGUGCGGGGAAUCCCUCUGAACAUGUCCCUGCAGGAAGACGUUACUCUGCCCCUCACAGGGCUGGGAGUGUCCUUCUCUGGCUCAGCAGUGGAAUAUGACACCAACGAGGAGACCAUUCUCUACAAUGACCGCUCCGCAGGCCUCAUCUAUAAAUCAAAUCUUAAUGGCACAGUUCAACAGAUAUUGACAGGCUACAGAGUCGGAACAGUUGAUGCCAUGGCUUAUGACUGGACCAGCAAAGUUUUGUUUUGGACCUCAAGCAGUUACAGGACGGUGUCAGCCUUCAGGCUCACGGACAAAUCCAGACGAGACCUGGUUACUGGCCUGAGGAAUCCGAAAGGAAUUGCAGUGCAUCCUGGUGCUGGCUACUUGUUCUGGUCUGACUGGUACCGUCCAGCUGUCAUCAUGAGAGGCUUCACUGAUGGCAGCAACGCUGUUCCUCUGGUCAACACAACUCUAGGUUAUCCACAUGGACUCUCUUUAGACUAUGUGACAGACAGGCUGUAUUGGGUCGAUUACCAGUUGGACCAAAUUGGUCACAUUGGUAUUCAGGGCUAUGACAGAGAGACCUUCACCAACCUGGGUCAGAUCACACAGCCCUACUCUUUAACCAUUUAUGCUGAUUAUUUGUAUGUUGCUGACACACGGACCAAGGCAAUAUUCGAGAUGAGGAAGCGGGACGGCGGCGGAAACAUUAUGGUCAGACAAGGAAUCAAUGGUUUAAUGAACAUUAAGGCCUACACAGCUGACUAUCAAAGCACAAUCAAAAGCCAGUGUAACACGGUGGCCAACGGGCGCUGCAGCCACUUUUGCUUUCCUACUCCGUCGUUCAGUCGAGUGUGUGGCUGUCCGUACGGCAUGAAACUGCAGCCCAAUCAAAGAGACUGCAUCAAGGAUGAUUCCAUUGUCCCCCCGGACAACCUCUGUGGAGACAAUGCCUUUGAGUGUGAUGAAGGACGUUGUCGACCUAACUCCUUCCGCUGUGAUGGAAUUGUAGACUGCAUAGACAAGACUGAUGAGACCAACUGUACAGAUUCAGGUGCAACUUGCUCGCCGUAUGCAUUCACGUGCAACAACAAACACUGCAUCUUGAAGCGCUGGCACUGCGAUGGUGUUGACGACUGCGGUGAUGGUUCUGAUGAAGUGAACUGUCCCACCCGUAUCCCCACCACAUGCGCAGCUGACCGUUUUACCUGCGACAACAACAGGUGUGUUUCCAAGCAAUGGUUGUGUGACGGUUACAACGACUGCGGCGAUGGCUCUGAUGAACACAACUGCAAUUCAACAAUCACGACUUGCCCACCUUCUUAUUUCCUGUGCCCUGACCAUGGCUGUAUCCACAACUCCUAUGUCUGUGAUGGAGAUCAGGACUGUCUGGAUGGAUCUGAUGAGAAAGACUGUGAAUUCUCUUGUGCAUCCUACGAGUUCGCCUGUGCCAGUGGUGACCAGUGUGUCAGUACCAGAUAUCAGUGUGAUGGCGUGUAUGACUGCAGGGACCAUUCUGAUGAACGAGACUGCCCCACCAUAGGUCCAGGCCUCUGCCACAACACUGAAUUCCAGUGCCAAACGGACGGGUUCUGCAUACCUGGCGCUUGGGAGUGUGACGGCCAUCCAGACUGUGAGGACGGCUCUGAUGAACACAACUCCUGCCCACCUGCCACCUGCAAGACCAACUACUUCCAAUGUGCCAACAAGAUGUGCAUCCCUCCACAGUGGGUGUGCGAUGGUGAAAAUGACUGCCGGGACAUGAGCGACGAACAGAACUGCCCCACCCCUCCUUUUAGUUGUCCGUCUGGACAGUGGUUGUGUCCCACUGACCAGGUGUGCAUAGACCUGGACAAAGUAUGCAACGGUCAGAAGGACUGCCCUAAUGGAGCUGAUGAGUCACCCAUCUGCAACCAAGAUGAUUGUGCGCUGAACAAUGGAGGGUGCAGUCAUGGCUGCGUUCAAGGACCUUUUGGGGCUGAGUGCACCUGUCCGCCAGGAUUUCAACUCAAUAAUACCAAGAACUGUGAAGACAUAAACGAGUGUCUGAUUCCUGGCUUUUGCAGCCAAGAGUGCUAUAACGAGAGAGGGAGCUUUAGGUGCUACUGCUCACAUGGAUACCUCCUUGAACCCGAUGGGCGCACCUGCAAAGCUACAGAUCAACAAUCUGCUGUACUGCUGGUUUCAAAGCGUAGCCAGAUCAUCGCCAACUAUAUUAACAAGAAACCACCCCAGAUGCGUCCGGUAACCAGCGGUUCAAGCAUCGUCACUGUAGAUUUUGACCGCGUGACAUCCAAAAUCUACUGGGCUGACGCAUCACAGAAGAAGAUAUGGAGUGCAAACCAGAACGGCACUGAUAAAGUCCAGGUAUUCUCCACUGGUCUGAUGGCACCAGAGAGUAUAGCCGUGGACUGGGUGGGUCGAAACCUUUACUGGACUGACUCUGUCAUGGAGAACAUUGAAGUGUCCACUCUUGAUGGGCAGUUUCGUAAAAUCUUACUAUCAAAGAACGUAACCAGUCCACGUGGACUAGUUUUGGAUCCUCGGAACUACACCUACUUGAUGUUCUGGUCAGACUGGGGUCAGAACCCAAGGAUUGAGCGCUCCUUCAUGGAUGGAUCUGGGAGACAAGUCAUUGUUACCUCAAAGGUGUACUGGCCCAAUGGCCUAGCCCUGGACUACACUACACGCAGGUUGUACUUCGCCGAUGCCUACCUGAAAUACAUCGACUACUGUGAUUAUGAUGGCAGAAACCGCCAUCAGGUCCUGGCAAGUGAUAUGUUUCUGCAGCACCCACACGGCAUGACUAUCUUUGAGGACAGCGUCUUCUGGUCUGAGCGCUACACCAGCAAGGUGAUGAAGACAAACAAGUUUCAUGGCGGAAACAUCACCACACUGAUGAGCAGCAUCUACCAACCGAUGGGCCUCGUGAUGGACCAUCCUAUUAAACAACCUGCAGCCAUAAACCCCUGCAGAGAACACCUGUGCAGUCAGCUGUGCUUGUUGGCAGGCAUUAGGCCCAGGUACUAUACAUGUCACUGUCAGUCUGGCUGGAAACUGGAUACUGACAAACGCACUUGUAUCAAAGACGACGCUCCCUUCCUGAUGGUGGUUAGAGAUACAGUGAUCUUUGGAAUUCCUCUUGACCCCAGCGACAGUACAAAUAAUGCAAUGGCCCCCGUGUCUGGGAUCAGCCAGGGUAGAGACAUUGACUUCGAUGACCAGGAGCAAUUUGUCUAUUGGGUUCAAAGCACAGGUUCUAUAUGGAGGGUGAAAACCUCUGGUACCAAUCGCUCUGAGUUUGCACCAUCUGCUUACCUGGGCACGCCCUCAGGCCUGGCCUUUGACUGGAUAAGUCGGAUAAUGUACUACACCAAUCCUACAGCUAAGACCAUAGAGGUUAUUCGGGUUGACGGGAACCAGCACUACAGGAAGACCCUCAUCGCUUCCAAUGGAAAACCAGAGGGGGUGGGUCAACCCAUGGGCAUUGUUGUGGAUCCAGCUCGAGGAAAACUGUUUUGGACAGAUAAGGGUGCAGACACUGGAGUUCCUCCAAAGGUGGGCAGUGCUGACAUGGACGGUGGGAAUGUCAGAAACCUAUUCACGGGCAACCUGGCGAGCAUUGGGUUCAUUGCGGCUGACAUCUCUGCCAGAAAACUGUACUGGGGUGUCUCAGGCUCCGGAGUGAUCGAAAGUGGCACAAUGGAUGGAGUAAGUCGAACUACUGUGGUCACUGGUCUGUCUCAUCCAUGGGGGCUGACCAUCUACCAGAACCACCUCUACUACACAGACCUGGACUAUGAGGUUAUUGAGAGGGUGGACAAGGACACGGGUGCCAACAUGGUGGUUAUGAGAAGCAGCAUGUCCGGUCUUCGUGCUCUAAAAGUACACGCCAGAGACAACUCAGCUGGGACCACAAAUGCAUGCAGCUCCAACAAUGGCGGCUGCCCUCACCUAUGCCUGCCCAAACCUGAUAAUAAUAAGACCUGCGCAUGCACCACAGGCUUUUACCCAUCUGGCGAUGGCUCCCGUUGCGAUCAGUAUGAGUCCUUUGCCCUCGUCUCAACUCCAAAAUACAUCCGUGGUUUCCACAUCAACAGCUCCGAUCACUCAGAGGCCAUAGUGCCUGUUGGUGGACCAUCCUACUCUGUGAAAGGCAAGCUCGACCUUCACAUCGCAUCGGGCUUUGUUUUCUGGACCGACAAUUCUACCUCCACAUCAUAUCGUGGCAUCUUCAGAACUAAAACAGAUGGUGGAGGUUUUGGCAGUGUCAUCAAUUCAGGUGUAGGAAGAAGAGGCAUCCAGGGUUUUGCUGUAGACUGGAUUGCAGGGAAUUUAUACUUCACCAAUGCCUUUGAAAGCGAGACCUUCCUGGAGGUGUUAGCUAUCAACACAACAUACCGAAAGAUUCUACUCAAGUCCACUCAGGACCAGCCUCGUGAUUUGGCCGUCAGCCCCAAGCUGCGCUACCUCUUCUGGACUGAUGGAGGCCAAACGCCCAAGAUUGAGCGCGCUCUCCUGGAUGGCACCAAUCGCACAGUAUUAGCGUCUGAGAGCAUUGCUUCUCCUCGCGGCCUCACACUCGACUACACUAGUGAUUUUCUGUACUGGACAGAUGAUGUCCUUGAUAUGAUCUCCCGCAUGCAUGUAGACGGUACACAGAGGGAAAUCAUAAGGUAUGGCAGUCGAUAUCCAUCACCAACGGGACUGGCUAUUUUUGGGAACCUCAUGUUGUGGGUUGAUCAGAAGCUCGGGAAGCUCUUCCAAGCCAGUAAAGACCCAUCCAACACUGACCAGCCAGAGGUGAUUCGGGACAGUCUUGAUGGUCUUAUGGAUGUUACCAUCUUCGACCCACACGUCCAGCCCACAUCUGCCAAUCAGGUGGACUUCAAUCCAUGUCAGGAAAAUAACGGACGCUGCCAACAGCUCUGUUUUGCCAUCCCAGGCGAGGCAAAACCAAAAUGUGCUUGCGCACACGGGUCUCUCCUUAAUAAUGGAGUGACGUGUGGUUACGGACUAGAUGAGUACCUAGUAUUCACCACAGACUACACACUGAGCAGCCUGAGGCUAGACCCUGCAGAUCACAGCACUCCCUUCCCUGCAGUGAAUUUAGGAUACAACACAGUCGGACUGGACUUUGACUCGAAGGGCAAAAGGAUUUUUUUCACGCAGUACAUGGGGAUUGGUCGAAGCAAAAUUGGAUCCAUCAUUGCAACAGCUACCUCAAGCCCUCCUGUCAAUAUAGUCACAAAUUUAGACGAUCCAGAAGGACCGGCAUACGACUGGGUCAACGAUCGUCUCUACUUCACCGACUAUUACAGACGGAAUGUUCAGUCCAUUGGGCUCAAUGGGUUAAACCGUUCCAUCGUCGCACACGGAAACCGCCCCAGAGGAAUUGUUGUCGACCCUUGCUAUGGUUACCUGUACUGGACAGACUGGGGUAGUCCAGCUAAGAUUGAGAGGGCCACACUGGGUGGAAACUUCCGGACUGCCAUCAUCAACAGCAGCCUGUCAACACCCAACGCCCUGGCUCUGGAUUAUGAGGAGAGGAUGCUUUAUUGGGCCGAUGCGUCAUUAGACAAAAUAGAACGAUCUUCUCUCACUGGCGAGAACCGACAGGUGAUCAUACAUGGCGUUAUGUACCCUUUUGCCAUGACGGUCUUCCAGCAGGAUAUUUUCUGGACGGACUGGACCGAGAGAGGUGUAUUCAGGGCUGGGAAGGAUGAUGGCUCUGGCUUUGCGGUGUUGGCCCAGGAUAUGCAGUACAGGCCAAACGUCAUCCAUGUUUAUUCUGCUUCCAAGCAGGAGAGCUGCUCCAGCUUCUGUCAGCAGUUCAACGGCGGUUGCAGUCAUGUUUGUGUAUCUGGUCCAGUUGGCCCAGAGUGCCAGUGUCCUCAUGAAGGCAAGUGGUACCUGGCCAAUAACGGCAAAGACUGCAUUCAAGACACAGGGAAGCGCUGCCAGUCUAACCAGUUUACUUGCCUCAAUGGAAACUGCGUCCCAGCAAACUGGAAGUGUGACGGCUAUAACGAUUGCCAUGAUAACUCUGAUGAGCUGGAAGGAGUGUGUGCCUUCCACACCUGUUCAUCCACUUCCUUCACUUGUGACAACGGCCGCUGCGUGCCUCUCAGCUACACAUGUGACUACACAGAUGACUGUGGAGACAACAGCGAUGAGCGUGGUUGCCCUUUUCCGACCUGCAACCCUGCCACUGAGUUCACCUGCCUUAACGGACGCUGCAUCAGCGCAGACUUCGUGUGCAAUGGCUACAACGACUGCCGAGACAAUGCAACCUCUGAUGAAAUCAAUUGUCCUGACAGAACGUGUCCUUCAGGCCAGGUAAAAUGUGACAACACGAACAUCUGCAUCUACCCUGACAACCUAUGUGAUGGCUACAACAACUGUGGAGAUAACAGUGAUGAGAACCCUUUGUUCUGUGUCGGCCGCACAUGUUCUCCAGACAAGUUUCGCUGCGAUGGGGGAAAAUGUAUCCCUGCGUCCUGGGUGUGUGACUCAUUUGAUGAUUGUGAAGAUGGGACGGAUGAACCCAGCUCUUGUGAGGACCAAAUCAGGACAUGCAGUACCAGCCAGUUUACAUGCACUAAUGGGAACUGCAUCCCCAAGUCCCUGAUUUGUGACGGCAACAAUGACUGUUGGGACAACAGUGACGAGGCUCCUGAACUUCAGUGUGGACAACAUACCUGCAGUACAAGCCAGUUCACUUGCCCAACCUGGUAUCCUGGCCAUCCACGAUGUGUGCCCUUAAACUUAGUGUGUGAUGGUGAAAGAGACUGUGCCGAUGCAGCAGAUGAGCUCCAGAACUGCCCAAAUCGGACCUGUCGUAUGGAUGAGUUUGCCUGCUCCAAUGGACUUUGCAUCCUUGUUCCCUUCCACUGUGACCGUGUGAACGACUGUGGCGACGGUAGCGAUGAGUUGGGCUGUACCUAUGAAACCUGCAGCGCUAACCAGUUUACCUGCGGCAAUGGUGCUUGCAUCUCUGCGUCUUUUACCUGUGAUGGCCAGAACGAUUGCAUGGACGGUUCAGAUGAGGCAGAGAGUCUGUGCACCACACCGCAGCCCACGUGUGCUCCCAACCAUUACAUGUGCACAUCAGGCCAGUGCAUUGACACCAACAAGGUGUGCAAUGGACAGAAGGACUGUGACGAUAACAGUGAUGAAAAGGGCUGUGGAAUAAAUGAAUGUAGAAACCCGUCGGUCCAUAAGUGCGCCCAGAUCUGCACAGACACCCUCACCAGUUACUUCUGCUCAUGCAACCCCGGAUAUCGGCUAAUGCCAGACGGCAAAGCGUGCGAGGAUAUCAACGAGUGUAUCAGCACUCCUGCUGUCUGCAGCCAGAUCUGUGACAAUACUGUUGGCUCCUACAUAUGCAAAUGUGCUCCAGGGUACAUCAGAGAAGCCGACGGGCGCACGUGUCGCCAGAACAGCGGCAUUGCACCCUAUCUGCUAUAUAGCAACCGCUACUACAUCCGCAACUUGACCACUGAUGGUUCAGUUCUGAGUAUUGUCCUGCAGGGUCUGUCUAAUGUUGUUGGUUUAGAUUUUGACUCUUAUGAUAAGAGGCUGUACUGGCUGGACGCAGGAGCGGGAAAAAUUGAGAGGAUGCGUUUUGAAGGAACUGAGAGGGAGACGGUGGCUGAUGAAAAAUUGCUAGGAGCCGAAGGCCUGGCACUGGAUUGGGUGGGAAGGAAGUUGUACUGGGUGGACGGAUACUAUAGCUCAGUGCACGUGAUGGAACUGGAUGGGCGAUACCAGAAGAAGCUUUUAACUGGACAGUUCACAGAUGGAAAUAAAACCUACACUGUCAGCCGACCGUGUGCUGUAGCUGUCAACCCUAAAUAUGGCUGGUUGUACUGGACAGACUGGGCUGAUAACGCAUAUAUUGGCAGAGCUGGCAUGGAUGGAAGCAAUGUUAGCGCUAUCAUCACAACCAAGUUAGAGUGGCCAAGUGCUCUGACUAUAGACUACGCCACGAACAAGAUCUUCUUUGCUGACGCUCACCUAAACUUUCUGGACUUCGCAGACAUGGACGGUCAGAACCGACACCGGGCCAUUUCUGGGACUCUGCCUCAUGUCUUUGCUGUGUCCCUGUUUGAGGACUGGGUCUUCUGGACUGACUGGAAUACACACACAGUAGAGAAAGCCCAUAAGUACACCGGCGAGCAGCGCACUAUUAUGGGGAACAACACACAUCGCCCUUAUGACAUUCGUGUGACCCACCCCUACAGACAACCUCGAAGUGACAAUCCUUGCUCCUCCCACCACCUCACCUGCAGUCACCUGUGUCUAAUCGCACCCGGUGGUCAGUCAGCUACCUGCAGCUGCCCUGAUCACUUCAUCGGCCUCUCUGUAGGCUUUAAGAUUCAGUGCGUCGCUGAUUGCUCCAGCACUCAGUUUCGCUGUGCAGACAAUGAAAGAUGUGUCCCCAUAUGGUGGAAGUGUGAUGGACAGUCAGAUUGUGGUGAUGGGUCAGAUGAACCUCAGACCUGUCCUGAGCGCAGUUGCCCCAUUGGACAGUUCCAGUGUCAGGAUAAAAACUGUACUCACCCUGGGUUUCUCUGCGAUGGCCAUGCAGACUGCCCUGACAACUCAGAUGAGGACGCUGCUCUCUGCAGCGACCACAGGUGUCUGGAAAACCAGUUCCAAUGUAAAAACAAGAUGUGCAUCCCUAUUUCGUGGCACUGUGAUGGUAUGAAAGAUUGUUCAGAUGGCAGCGAUGAAGAUCCAGAGACUUGUGCCCAGAAAACUUGUGCACCGGGACAGUUCCAGUGUGCUAAUGGACUCUGCUUACCAUCAAGCUACGUGUGUGAUGCUCAGGAUGACUGUGGAGACGGAUCUGAUGAACCAUAUCAGACCUGCAUGGGUCCAGACUACAAGUGUGAUCCAGACACUGAGUUCCCCUGCAAGACUAACUACCGCUGCGUUCCUCAGUGGGCCCGCUGUGACGGCACUAACGACUGCCUUGACAACAGUGAUGAACAAGGCUGCGAGGAAGUGACUUGUGAUGCUCUAGGAGAUUUCAGAUGUGAUAACCACCGCUGUGUCCCCAUCCGCUGGCAGUGUGAUGGACGUGAUGACUGUGGCGACGGCUCAGAUGAAAGAAACUGCCAACCCCGGCCCUGCUCUGAGAGUGAGUACCGUUGUGACAAUCAGCAGUGCAUCCCAGGAAAUUGGGUGUGUAACCAUGACAACGACUGUGGGGACAACUCGGAUGAACGAGACUGUGAGUUGUAUACAUGUCGUCCAGGGCGAUUCCAGUGUGACUCGGGCCACUGUAUCCCUUCUGCUCUGCAAUGUGAUGGCCGGGCCGACUGUCUGGACCUGUCAGACGAGACCAGCUGUCCUACUCGUUACCCAGGAGGCCGUUGGUGCCCUUUGAGCCAGUUCCAGUGUGACAACCAUCUGUGUGUGAACCAGGGCUGGGUGUGUGAUGGUGAAGAUGACUGCGGAGACCGCUCUGAUGAACAGCUCAGUCUAUGCCUGAACAUCAGCUGUGAGUUGCCGUCCAAGUUCCGCUGUGCCAACGGGUACUGUAUUUACUCUGGCCGUAUGUGCAACCAGAAGGAUGACUGUGGAGAUGGCAGUGACGAGACUGAGGAGCUUUGCCGUGAACCGACCAAGCGUCCGUGCACGGUGGAGGAGUUUAAAUGCACCAACGGUAACUGUGUGGCACUGCCAUACGUCUGUGACCACAAUGACAACUGUGGAGACCUCACUGAUGAGUUAGGCUGCAAUUUCGGAAGUGAUCGCCACUGUGAAGAGAAGCUGUGUCAGCACGAAUGCACCAACCUGAAUGGCACUGGUUUUAUCUGCUCCUGCAGGAAGGGAUACAAAGUGGACCCAGUGAACACCUACACCUGCUUAGACAUUAAUGAGUGUGAGGAGUAUGGCACUUGUCCACAGGCCUGUAAAAACACCAAAGGUGGCUACGACUGCGAGUGUGCACCCGGAUACAGGAAAGUGGGGAACGGCAACGAAUGCGAGGCUGAAGGAGCAGCUCCCCUGCUGCUUCUGCCUGAGAACAUUCGCAUUCGAAGGUUCAACCUACAGACGGAGGCCUACCAUGACUUCCUCCGAGAAGAAGACCGAAUCGUUGCUUUGGACUACGACUGGGACCAUAACAACACUGGAUACAGUAUGGUGUACUUCACUGUGGCUAGUAAGGACUCCGCUCCUGGAGCCAUUAAGAGAGCAUACAUACCUUCAGUGGACAGUGGCAGUAACAACAUUGGUGCAGCUGUGGAUCUCGGCAUCAAAUAUAUCACCAAACCGGGCGGCAUCGCAGUGGACUGGGUGGGCGGAAACCUCUAUUGGGCAGAUUCCCAGUUAAAGAGGCUGGAGGUGGCAUUGUUGGAUGGGCGUUACAGGAAGCACCUGGUCAAAACCGAGCUGGGUCAUCCAUCUGCUGUGGCAGUCAACCCAAGACUGGGGAUGUUGUACUGGGCCGACCGAGGUGAAGCAGCCAAAAUUGAGUGUUCCUGGCUGGACGGUCAGGAGAGGAAGGUUCUUGUGGGAGACGGCCUUGGCUGGCCCACUGGCCUGUCAGUGGACUUCACGAAUGGCGACAGAAUCUACUGGUCUGACUCGAAGGAAAGCCGCAUCGAGUCUGUUCUGCCCUCGGGAGAAGAUCGCCGAAUUGUUGUCUACAUUGAUGUGAGAAACCCCUUCAGCGUGAGUGUGUUUGAGGACCACGUUUAUUGGAGCACUGAGGAGAAAGGCGAGGUGUUCCGACAGGACAAAUUUGGUAGCGGAGCCAAGACGAAGCUGCUGACCGCUGGGCCCUGGCUUACCCAGGUCUCUGUGUACCAGGAGCAGAGAUACAACUCUAUAGGCAUGAAGAACCCCUGUAAAGGAACCUGCAGCCACUUGUGUUUACUCCGCCCAAAUGGUUACACGUGUGCCUGUCCUGAGGGCAUCAACUUUGUCCCUGGCAGUAGCACAGAAUGUGAUGCUGGGUUCAUUCCACCACCAACUAUGCCACCACCUUGUCAGUGUCUGAACGGGGGCACCUGCUACUUUGAUGACAACAAAGCCCUCUGCAAAUGUCCUCCUGAGUGGAAAGGAGAAUACUGCCAGACAGACGUAUUCACUGCGGUUGCAUCUUCAGUUGCAAUAGCCAUCGGUGUGACGGUUUUCAUUGUGGCUCUCCUGGUGGCUCUCGUCUACGCUUCCAGAAAGAAAUCCAACCUGUUAGCCACACUGCGAAACAGCUUACCCCCCAUGCCCAAAAUGCCCAGUAUGCCCUCCAUGCCUACGAUGGCCAGCUUCAGAAAUGGCACAACACCAACAACCAACGGUGAAACAGGAUCUAACUCAGAACCGGUGUCCUCCAUGUUUGUGUCCAUGACGGAUCCUCAAGAGGAUAAUCAUUUUGAGAAUCCAGGAUAUGAUGCUGGAGAAAGGCUUCCCAUCAGACACAUGGCUCCGCCUACUUCUGUUCCAGUUGGAACAAACAAGGAGAGCGUCGAUAAUCCCCUCUACAAUGAAGAGGUUCACGUCGUGGACGAGGCCGCGAGGACUCCGGGCAAACCUGAGGCUGUCAUAAAUUUGGAACCCAGUGGAGACGACAGAUUUGUAUCUUUUAAAAAUCCUUCAUACCCAGACUAUACUGACCUUCCUGCUCAUGAGUCUGACAUUUGACAUGCCACAACUCAUUCUAUGGCACAGUUCAAACAGUCUUCGUCCCUUCAAACACGGGUCGACGCGGAAUCACGUUUGUUUAUAAAUGAAAAUGACACGUCAAUAACAUGUCACCUCUAUUUUCUGUGUUUUUUUGUGUCAAAUAAAUCCAAGCAAUCAAUAGUUACAAGUGUCCAAUAACUGAAUCAACUGUAAUAAUAAUAAUAGCUUGUAGUGCAUAUGAACCUAUUUGAGAUAAAAUAUUUGU